Molecule: messenger RNA, 1488 nt
Organism: Lotus japonicus
Lineage: Eukaryota; Viridiplantae; Streptophyta; Magnoliopsida; Fabales; Fabaceae
Exons: 1
Coding region: 1-1488 (495 amino acids)
Molecular function (GO): nucleic acid binding; zinc ion binding
Source: RefSeq, a predicted model, not a curated record
AUGAAGGUGGUGUACGUCAAUGACAAUCCCAUGCUCCCUAAGAUUGUGGUUGACAAAGAAGUGAUUGAAGGAAUGUGUGCCCCAUGGAGGGAUGCGCUCGUGGUUGGCCUGCUGGGGAAGCGCGUGGGGUUCAGAACGAUGAAGGCUAAGUUGACAAGCAUUUGGCGACUGGCGGGAUCCUUCGAUUUGCUGGAUGUGGAUAAUGGCUUCUACAUCGUGAAGUUUGAUAUGGAGCCGGACAGAGUGAAGGUAAUGGAAGGAGGUCCCUGGAUGGUGUUCGACCACUACCUCGCAGUAUCUACUUGGAGCCCGGAGUUUAUCUCGCUGGCGGCCAGAGUGCGGAAAACACUUGCGUGGAUCCGUAUUCCGGGUCUAAAUGUGGCCUUUUAUGACGAGAGUUAUCUCAUGUCUGCAGCAAGGGUCAUCGGAAAGCCAAUCAGGUUAGACAAGAAUACACUGAAAGCAGAGCGAGGCCGCUUUGCCAGAAUUUGUGUUGAGUUAGACCUUGACAAGCCAGUGGUGGGCAAGGUGUGUCUAGAAAAUUACUGGUACAAAAUUGAGUAUGAAGGCCUCCAUGUUCUCUGCUCCAAGUGUGGCUGUUAUGGCCAUUGGUCACGGGAGUGUCAGACCUCUAAGUCGGCGGAACAAGCGGCGACGCUAGAACCCGUAGAGAAAACCCAAACUGGUGCAGGGGAGAAAACUCAGCAAGCGGCGGCGAUACCCGGCGAGGUGGUGGCGCUAGGUGUUGACUCGGUGGGACCCACGAAUGCUCAGGGCAUGGAGGAUCUGUUACUAAUUAAUCGUGGAGCGGAAAAUGUGGGCAUUGAUGGGGGGAAUAUUCAGGUGGACAAAAUCAAUUUAAAUGGGGAUGAUGCUGACGUGGAAACCCAUGGGGAGUGGAUGGCGGUUAAGAGAAGAACCAGGAAAAAGAAACCAACAGCUGCAGUCAAGGCAGUUAAUGAUCAGAUGGGAAAAAAGAAAAGCAAUUAUAGCAAAGGGUCAACAGCCCCUAGUAAUGAGGUGCCAAACCAAAGGAAAAAAACUGAUGAGAAUCUCAACGGAAAUCAAGGCAGGAAUAAAAGGAUUGAGGGGACCAAGUCCACAACGGUUUCCGAGGAGAAUCUUAACGGAAAAAUUGGGAGGAGUAAUGGCAAAUUGAUUGCCAAUGAUAUGGCUCAUGCGUUUGGAGGAUAUAAGGAAUCUGUCAAGGAUUUAUUAAUCCAGCCGCGUGUUUUCCAUUUUGGUAGCACAAGUGGGUCCAACUUGGACUUGCUACACAACAAAAAGAGACGUAUGAGGGGAGAUGAGUGGGACCAUGGAGGAUUAAUACCAAAUGCCCAAUUCCCUUUGAAAAUAAAUGAUGGGCAGCAUAUUGAAGGCACUAUGGUAGUGUUUGAUGAGUCAACGCAGGUGCGAGAGAAAGAUGACAUGGAAAUGGGUGAGCCCACGAGGGAAGAGGUUGUGGAUAAUCAGACCUCAAAUGAGUAA